This is a messenger RNA of Marmota monax (woodchuck), 2851 nucleotides long. RefSeq names its product exonuclease 3'-5' domain containing 1 (gene Exd1). The coding region runs from base 149 to 1864 and encodes 571 amino acids. Gene Ontology annotation, molecular function: 3'-5' exonuclease activity; nucleic acid binding. The record is from RefSeq and is a predicted model, not a curated record. The transcript has 11 exons. Gene Ontology annotation, biological process: nucleobase-containing compound metabolic process. NCBI's taxonomy places the organism in Eukaryota, Metazoa, Chordata, Mammalia, Rodentia, Sciuridae.
UUCUUUUAUUUAUAUCCCUACAAAUAGGAGAGAAGGGAAAGUAAUACUCAAAAUAGUCUUUUUAAAAUCAUAGAUCUCCUUAAUUAAUUUUCAAGUGUUUGGAUGCUUAAAGAAGAUUAUUUGAAGACUUCUUUUGGAAUCAAAGAGCAUGGAUCCCAGCAGUGACUACCAUUUCCUCAAUCAGAUUUUGUGGAGAAGAGUGAAACUCACAUUGGUUUGUGGCAUCUUCGAGGGCGUGCUCCAGCAUGUGGACCCUAACAAGAUUGUUGUCCUGAAGAAAGUGAAGAAUGUGGAGACAGGCCGGAGUGUUCCAGGAGUGAAGAUGUUUUUUGGGCAUGAGAUUGUGAAUGUGGAACUGCUGGAUGAAGUGGAGCAAGGUGCAGUGAGAGAAAAGGCAUCUUCUGUUAGUCUAAAUACAGAAAGAGCCAGGAUAGAUAAAAUGAAGGAUGAAGACCUAAAUGUGUGCGAGCCUGCUUCACCUGCCUCUGAGGCGCCAACUACCUCUUUGCUAAAUGACCUGAAGUAUAGUCCAUCAGAGGAAGAAGAGGUGACAUACAUAGUCAUUGAUCAGUUCCAGCAGAAGUUUGGUGCUGCAAUGCUCCAUAUCAAGAAGCAGAGUGUCCUGAGUGUGGCUGCAGAAGGAGCUAACGUGUGCCGCCAUGGGAAACUGUGUUGGCUUCAGGUGGCCACAAAUAGCCGAGUUUACUUAUUUGACAUUUUCCUUCUGGGAAGUCGAGCUUUCAACAAUGGACUUCAGAUGAUAUUAGAAGACAAGAGAAUUCUAAAGGUCAUCCAUGAUUGUCGCUGGCUUUCCGAUUGCCUCUCUCAUCAGUAUGGAAUUAUGCUAAAUAAUGUCUUUGACACACAGGUAGCAGAUGUCCUUCAGUUUUCCAUGGAAACAGGUGGCUUUCUUCCAAAUUGCAUCAGUACUCUGCAGGAAAAUUUAACUAGACACCUUAAAGUAGCCCCUAAAUAUCUCUUCUUUCUAGAAGAAAGACAAAAACUGAUUCGGGAGAAUCCAGAAGUGUGGUUCACAAGACCUCUUCCACCCUCUUUGCUGAAAAUUUUGGCCCUGGAGGCAACCUACCUGCUACCCCUUCGCUUGGUACUUAUGGAUGAGAUGAUGUCUGACCUAACUACCCUGGUGGAUGGGUACCUAAACACCUAUAGAGAAGGGUCUGCAGACCGGCUUGCAGGCAUGGAGCCUACAUGUAUGGAGCUUCCAGAGGAGCUACUUCAACUCAAGGACUUCCAGAAGGAGCGCAGAGAGAGAGCUGCAAAAGAAUAUAAGGUGAAUGCAAAGGGACUCCUAAUAAGGACUGAGCUACGCCCAAAGAAAUCAGUGGCAGAGACAACAGGAAAAGAGGAAAAAGUCAGAGGCUUCUUAUUUUGUAAAAAUUCUAGAAUAGAUAAAGCUCCAAGUUUUACAUCUCCGGAAUUUCAUGAGGAUGUGAAUUUUUUGAAAGAAGGAGCUAAACAAACAACAGUGAAGUCUCAUCUACCUCCCAUAAAGGAAGGAGAAGCCAGUGACAAUUCCAGUAACAAACUCAUUUGUCCUGAGUUAAAAGGGUUAAAGGAGCAAAGAAUAACUCAGAAAGAACACUUUAUAAUACCCAAGGAUGAGUUCCAGGCAAGUUUUUCUUUGAAAGAAGAGAUAGAACAGUUAUUGAUGGUGGAAAAUAAGGAAGAUUUCACAUGCACAAAGCAAGAAGUUUCAGUGUCUUCUUCUCUUCCUCAGGAAACCAGAGUGUCACCAGCUGAUACCUUUCAUCCUUUCAAAAAAGCUGUGAUUUCCACACUCCCUCCCUGUCCAGCUUUGGAGAAAACAGAUUCAUGGAUAAAUCCUUCUUUAAAUCUGCCUUAGGAUUUAUAGUUUGUCCCUGAGGCCAUAAAGAUGGCUCAUUUCUCUGCCAUACAGGGCCUUUCGAAAUGUUUAAGUUUCUCAUGUUGUAUGUUUUGUAUGCCUCCAUUAUAGGCUUCAGGGAAAAUUAUAUCCUCUUGCUUACUGCUGAGUUCCUGGUAUUUGGGUUAGAAUGAGAAUGAAUAACUAAUGAAAGAAAUACAAUUUCUGAUUAUGUCACUAUGCAGAAAUGUUGCCAGUGGACAGAGUAAAUUAUUUCUCAUAAUUUGGAUUAAGAGGAUUUGAAGAAGGGAAAAAUCUUGGCCUUAGUAUCAGGAAGGAUCUUUCAUUUAAAAUUUUUGCUUUGUGUUUUGGCUUUCAGAUUUGUUUGAAGGGGGAUCUGCAAAAUUCAUAUUCAUAGCUGAAAAAUAUUGGUAGUACUUUUUUUAGUAAAAACAAAUGAACAAAAAACUAGAGGGUGAUAUAUGAACACAUUUGAAUAGACUCUAGAGUACCUAUUCUUGUCAGGUAUAAUAGAAGUGAUUUUUAAGUACCAUAUUCAAAGGUUUAGCUAUCAUAAACCUAUGCUCAUUUUCUUUUCUUAGCCUACAUGUAUGGAGCUGCCAGAGGAGCUACAAAAAAAUUGCCAGUACUUUUCUCCUCUUAAAAUAUAACUUUAAGCCUAAAUUCUGAAUGUUUUAUUGGCCUUAUGUUUUAGACAAACAAUAAUUGAUGUUAUUAUAGGAAUCAGUAUCUCAAUUUUAAUUUUUUCUUAUUUCAUUUACUUUCAGCAGUUUUUAUUUAUUUCCUAACAAAGCAGGAGCUUUACAUUUGUUUUUAGUAUGUCUAUUAUGUGAACUUAAAGUUUGACUGAACUCUAUUUGCCUGGAGUUGGUACACUUUCUUAGGGUAAAAGGGAGGCAGCUUGUAUCGAGCCUUUUUUAUUUUGAGUACUUGCAAAUUACUCACAUUCUUUGGCAUAAAAUAACCAAUAAACCUGUUUUGGCAUUA